This is a messenger RNA of Balearica regulorum gibbericeps (East African grey crowned-crane), 3195 nucleotides long. The record is from RefSeq and is a predicted model, not a curated record. Lineage: Eukaryota; Metazoa; Chordata; Aves; Gruiformes; Gruidae.
GAAACCGGGUUGCAGUAUAAGAAAUUUGUGGCCUAUCCUUGGAUCCUGACGGUUACUUGGCCAGUGGACACAGACAAUGAAGACUACCCGUUGAUCAGAACAGGACCCUAUUGGAAGAAGUUCAAGGCCAAUUUCUGUGAAUUUGUUGCAGUGCUUGUCCAACAGUGCCAGUGCAGCAUCCUGUAUGAUAGCUACUUGAUGGACACUAUCAUCUCGCUGCUUACAGGCUUAGCGGACUCCAUGGUCAGAGCAUUUAGACACACAAGCACUUUGGCAGCAAUGAAACUUCUCACAGCAGUUAUAAGCGUACAUCUGAACCUUGAUGUCAACAAGCACAACGUUCAAAGAUUAUACGAGGUGGAGAAGAAGAGGAUAAGUGGCAAGAGGACCAAUUACAGGCUUGACCAACUAGAGAGAAAAAGGAAAGAGUAUGAGCAUAAGCUUCUAGAGAUACAGAACAUGAUGAGUGCUAUUUUCAAAGGGACGUUUCUAAACCGUUAUCGUGAUGUGAUCCCCGAGAUCCGAGCAACUUGCAUGGAAGAAAUUGGCAGCUGGAUGAAAACAUACCCAGAUGCUUUUUUAAAUGAUAGCUACUUAAAGUACAUUGGCUGGAUGCUGUAUGAUAAGCAAGCUGAAGUGCGGCUGAAGUGUCUUCUGGGACUACAAGGAAUUUAUAGCAGAAAAGAACUUGUUUCCAGGAUGGAUCUCUUUACUAGCAGAUUCAAGGAUCGAAUUGUGUCCAUGCCUCUGGACAAGGACCAUGAAGUAGCAGUUCAAGCCAUGAAACUCUUGAUGCUUAUGUCACAGAACUGCGAGGAUGUAUUAUCAGCUGAAGACUGUGAAAUGCUAUACCAGUUUGUUUAUACCACACACCGUCCGCUUGCAGUAGCAGCUGGGGAAUUCCUUUAUAAAAGGCUGCUUAGUCAUGAGGGAGAUGAAGAAGUUCAGCCCAAAGGAGGAGGGAAGUUUGAGGCGAGUACUGACCAGUUGAAAAGAUUAAUACGUUUUUUCCUGGAGAGUGAGCUACACAAACAUGUUGCAUACCUCAUAGACAGCUUGUGGGACUGGGCAGGCAAAUUUCUGAAGGACUGGGAGUGCAUGACCACUCUUCUAUUAAAAAAUGGUGAAGAAGAUGGAGAAGCCCUGAGUGAUGCCCAUGAAAGUGCUCUCAUUGAAAUUAUCCUCGCAACGGUUAGAGAAGCGGCUGAAGGUCAUCCUCCAGUGAGCAGAGGUGCAGCCAAAAAAAUUCUGUCAGUAAAAGAGAAGAAAAUACAAUUGGAAGAUUGUACCAAAAUUACUGAACACUUUCUUAUGGUGCUUCCUCAGCUCUUGGCAAAGUAUUCAACAGAUGCACAAAAAGUGGCAAAUCUUCUGCAGAUUCCUCAGUAUUAUGAUUUAGAUGUUUACAGUACGGGACAUCUAGAGAAGCAUUUGGAUGCUUUGCUGAGAGAGGUAAAAGACAUUGUGGCCAAACACUCUGAUAUGUCUGUUCUUGAGGCUUCCUCCAGGACUUAUUAUAUCUUCUGCAGUGAAGAAAGUGCCAUCUACAGCCAGGUGGAUCGUGCCCGAACUCAACUGAUAGAUGAGUUGAUGGAACAGCUUAACCAGCUACUAGAUGGCUUCUGGGAAAAGGAAGAAGGAUUUUGUACGGAUGCAGGAGGAAUUUCCCGGAUGCAUUCUGCUCUGAGAAGAGUAGCAGCUUUUCAUAAUGCCCAUGAUCUCUCCAAGUGGAAUCUGUAUGACAAGACUUUAAGGUUGCUGGUGUUUGAAAUGGAACAUGGGAGUUUGCCUGUUCUGAUGAUCCUGCCAGCUCUCCAGUGCACGUAUUUUUCUCUCCUGUGGCAGCUAGCUGCAGUUUCGGAAAAUUCUCCCAAGACUCUUUUUGCACUAAGAAGAGAGCUGAGACGUUACAGUCAGAUUUGCAUGUGCUUCCUCCACCAUAAUGAAAAAGAUAUAAGAGAAAAGGCCUUCAUGAUACUUUGUGACUGGUUGCUGAUUUUGAGUCAUCAGGAUUCAAAUAAUAAUGAAGAAGCAGCUGGACUUCUAGAUUAUCUUCCUAGCACAUCACUUCAGGAAAAACUGCUUUUGUUCAUCCAGGAACAUGUUUUCAUGGAGGAGGGAGAGGGAAGCAAAGACCUGACAGAAGAGGAGGAGAGAAAGGAUGAAAGUUGCAAACUUGACGACUUGCACAAAAAGCGGAGUCUUCUUGCAGCAUAUUGCAAGUUAAUAGUGUAUAAUGUGGUAGAGAUGACUGCGGCUGCUGAGAUCUAUAAGUAUUAUGUGAAGAGCUACAAUGAUUUUGGAGACAUAAUUAAAGAAACGUUAAGCAAGACGAGGCACAAUAACAAAAUUCAGAGUGCCAAGACACUGAUUCUUUGUCUGCAGCAGCUGUUUCGGACACAUGCAGAAAGCCAAGACAGCAGUAGCGGUGUGGACUUCUCCUCUGCUUCCUUCACAAAUAUGAAAGAACUUGCUCGUCGCUUUUCACUGACGUUUGGCUGGGACCAAGUGAAAUCUAGAGAAUCUGUAGCUAUGAUACACAAGGAAGGGAUUGAAUUUGCUUUUCAGGGAGCUACUGGAGUAGAUGGAAAAUGCCUGCCUCCUAACUUGAGCUUUCUGUCAAUCAUCAGUGAAUUUUCCAACAAGCUGCUAAAGCCUGACAAAAGACUAGUGUAUGCUUAUUUACAGAGGUAUAUAGCAGAACCACUGCCUUGCAGAGGAGAUGAAUGGCAGCCGUUGAUUUGGUACAGAAAUUCUUUACUGGCAAAUGAAGAUGAGGAGAGCUCUGUCCUCGGCAGUUCAGGAGAGUGGUCCCCCGUGGGCACGUCUAAGACGUCUUCUUUUAAAAGGAAAUUGUCUAAUGGGUCUUUGCCUGAAACCAGCCAGACUGAAGCAGGAAGCAAAGCUCCAGACCUGCAGCGUGCUUCCCAGCUUGCCUCUGCAGCAGGGAAAAGCAGAAAGAGGCUAAAAUCUCGAGAGACGCACUUGCAGGAACAUUUGCCAUUCCUUUGUCCAGGAGGGCUCCGGAGAAGAUACUGCAAAGAUGAGAUUAAGACAGAAGAUGUCUCAGAGGAGGGUCAAGCAGAAGACACAAUGGAAGAUGUUGAUGUCGAUGUGGUUGGUGCCGACCAGUCAAGGCUGGUGGGGAGAUUUGUUGUCCCCAAACCAGCUGGGGAUUUGAAGGGAGGCGUGUAA